CUCCUCCUGAACGUCAGCGCUGCAACGCCCACUUUUACGUCACGACGCAGCCGCGUUGCAUUGUGGUCGCCGGUGUUUAGCUUGAAACAGAAAGUCCAAGAGCUACGGGCUUCAUCAACUUUUACUGUGUGGUUUUGACGGGACAGCGAACGCUAUGUCAUCAACAUCCCAAAAACACAAAGACUUCGUGGCUGAGCCCAUGGGGGAGAAACCUGUGAUGGCUCUUGCAGGAAUCGGAGAAGUUCUUGGCAAAAGACUGGAAGAAAAAGGCUUUGAUAAGGCGUAUGUCGUCCUCGGUCAGUUUCUGGUCCUAAAGAAAGAAGAGGAGCUUUUCCGGGACUGGCUGAAAGACACCUGCGGUGCAAAUGCCAAGCAGCAAGGUGACUGCUAUGGCUGCCUCAAAGAAUGGUGUGACGCCUUCCUAUAAGCCUCCAGUCACUGUUUUCUACUCAAUUCAAACAUGUACAGCAUAUUGGGGAUUUGGAGGUAAUUCAUCUGUAAUUCAUCCGUAUGAUCUUACACUGAAUACACUCUUCGAGCGUCAUUUACACUCUAAACAGUCAUUCGGUCUCAUGGCUGCCAAUUCUUUUGCUCCUUCAGAAAUUUCCCAUGUAACCUCCGUGAAAUUUGCAGCCAAAGUUCAGUUUGCAAUCAUGUGCACGAGCACGACUGUGAACGUAUAGCUUCAUUCAUGUAUUUACACUUGUUUGACUUGAUAACUGUUUCACUUUCGAUAUUUUAUCUUGUUCUGGUCAGGGUGGAGCUUUUUAUUGCGGUGGCUCACCUGAUAUUAAAUCACUGAAAUUUCCUUUUUAAGAUUUUUUAGAAUAACGCAUGUUUGUGUGGAGAGGCUCGAUCUACAGUAAGGCCAUGAAAGGAUUUGAGUUCAAACCUGUUCUCUGUACUGUAAAUUCCACGUUUUUGUUUUCUUGUGUGAAGGUGUUUGGAAAUGUAGCAGCUAGGUAGUCAUACAAGCUAAAACCGGAGUGAUUUGUAAGCAGCUGGUGAAGAAACGUCACAAGUUCGUUUGACCCUGAAGCAAACGGGGAGUGCCGAUGCAACAAACCUCAACACUCGAGUGCAGAGGCUUUAAAUGAAGAUAAAUGAUCACAGACUGUUUUUAUUUAUGUCUUCAUUGCUGAAGUUGAUGUUAUCUUCUAAACAGGAGUGGCCUUAAUGUGUGCUGGUGUGAUCGCUUAAGGUCGAUGAAUUUUUAAAUAGCUGUUAUACAAUCUUCCAUUCAUGUCUGCUGACCUGCCAGCAACCAGCUGUGUGUUCAAACGACUGUUCUGUCAUUUAACAGGAAAUGCUUUUAUAUUGCUUUUAUUAUGAAACAAUAAAAAGCGAGUUUGUGUC
Molecule: messenger RNA, 1356 nt
Organism: Oryzias melastigma (Indian medaka)
Lineage: Eukaryota; Metazoa; Chordata; Actinopteri; Beloniformes; Adrianichthyidae
Gene: banf1
Product: BAF nuclear assembly factor 1
Exons: 3
Coding region: 155-427 (90 amino acids)
Molecular function (GO): DNA binding
Source: RefSeq, a predicted model, not a curated record